This is a messenger RNA of Ceratitis capitata (Mediterranean fruit fly), 1362 nucleotides long. RefSeq names its product larval cuticle protein LCP-30 (gene Cpr49Ac). The record is from RefSeq and is a predicted model, not a curated record. The coding region runs from base 1 to 1113 and encodes 370 amino acids. The transcript is spliced from 7 exons. Gene Ontology annotation, cellular component: chitin-based extracellular matrix. Gene Ontology annotation, molecular function: structural constituent of chitin-based larval cuticle. NCBI's taxonomy places the organism in Eukaryota, Metazoa, Arthropoda, Insecta, Diptera, Tephritidae.
AUGAAUGCGAAAGUGAUUUUAUUUGUAACGAUUGUGGCCGGCGUUGCGCUCAGCACCGCCGUACCCGUUGGCGAUAAUCAAAAUGGCAAGUAUCAGAAUUCGGUAGAUAAUAACAAUGAUGGCAAAUAUCGUCCUAGCAAUGAUGGCAAAUAUCGACCAAGUUCUCGCGAUGAAGGCGCAAGAGGCGGCUACUAUGAUUCCCAUGGUCGUUAUGUACACAGUACCCAGCCGUACCGUCACGUGCACGACAAUCGAGAACUUGGCAAAUACAAGCACAUCCCAUACCCCUAUGAUGGUGGUUAUGGACCAUACAACGGUUCUAACAUACCGUAUAUGCAUGUCGAUGUGCCUUACGACCACAAUCUUUACACAAGCACAACAACUACUACCAAGAAACCCACUACCACCACCACCACCACAACAACGACCACAACCACAACAACACCGCGCUCGGUAUUGUUCAACUAUGACGAGGAGGGCAAAUACAAGGUGGUGCAUCAGGAGGAUGCUCGUAAAGAGGACAAAUAUGAUCAUUCUUACCUAACCGAAAACGGCAUCUACGGCGAGGAACAAGCCAAACUACACAAAAACGGCGGCACCGACGCUAAGGGCUACUACGAAUACACCGGCGAUGAUGGCAAACUCUAUCGUGUCCACUACGAGAGCAACCACAACGGUUUCGUACCCAAAGGUGAUCACAUCCCAACACCACCACCAAUCCCAGAGGCCAUUGCACGUGCACUGAAAUAUGUUGAUGAUUUGCGUAAAUCUCGCGGUGAAACGCCCAUGUUCGAUCAACGCGGUUUCCGCAUUGACAAAAUGUCAUCCAAGGAUAUAAUGGCUAAAAUCAAAUCGAUUCACUUGGAGGAAAUGCCCAAAGAGAUUAGCGAACAAAUCUUGGAAUUCGAGCAUGAAGUGGAAAACUAUGCACAUAUGAUUGAACAAUACGAACAGGAGCAGCCACAGGCACAAUAUGUGGAGGAGUAUCAACAACAAGAACAAUAUGAUGUACAACAUUAUCAACAACAGCAAGAGCAACAAUAUGCGGAAUAUCAAAAAGAAUUGUACGAUGAACAAGCCACCGAAAGCAAUCCACAGCAAGUAUAUGCAUAAGAGCGAAAAAGUGCUUGAAGUGAAGUGAAAAAGAGGUGCCAUGAGUGUUAGAAGCAAAGAGUAUAUACAUAUGUGUAUGUAUGUAUAACUAGCAUUAACAAAUUGAUUAUUGAUAAAUGAGAGUUAGACGAAUUGCAAAAACAGAUUUAGGAAUUUGUUUACGAAUUACAAACAAAAGACAGCCACAAAAACCUUUAACAACACACUUAUAUAUAUAUAUAUAUAUAUAUAUUAAUUAUUUAAACUAAU